AUGUCGUCCCAACACAAACUAUCUAAAUUCAAAAGUGCCGUAGCAGCCUCAUCCUCGUCUUCAUCCUCCGGCUCUCGAGUAUCCUCACCCAAAGCUGCCAUACGUUCAUCCAGCACAACGUCCACGAACAUCUCACAGGCUAAUACGCUCCAAGCAUUGCAUCAAGAACAACUUGCCCGAAUCGGCUGCAUUACGCUCCCGAAUCUAGCGUGUGCGCAUUCGCGCCGAUUCAUCCACCUUGCACGUUUACAGGCGCAGGGACCGGACGCCAUGUGGUCAACGCAGAGGGUGCAAGCAGUACAGUACAGGCGCAGUCUGUGGGCUGAAGAUGUCGAGCCUGAAGCAGAAGCAAGAGUGAAACACGACAGUGGACGCAGGAUCGUACCGGACUUUUAUCAUAAGCACAACCCAAGAUGUGCAAGAUGUGCUCUUCCGCUCGUGCCCGGCUUGAACCAGCGCAUGCUCAGCAACCCCUCUACAGAGACCAAGAAAAGGAACAAGAACAUCCGCACCAGAAGCAACAAGCGCGUCUCGUGCUGCUCACUCUGUCAUCACAAGACGUGGAGCUCCUAA
Mycosarcoma maydis (corn smut) is the source of this 573-nucleotide messenger RNA. RefSeq lists its product as uncharacterized. NCBI's taxonomy places the organism in Eukaryota, Fungi, Basidiomycota, Ustilaginomycetes, Ustilaginales. The coding region runs from base 1 to 573 and encodes 190 amino acids. The transcript has 2 exons. The record is from RefSeq and is a predicted model, not a curated record.